Molecule: messenger RNA, 1825 nt
Organism: Lytechinus variegatus (green sea urchin)
Lineage: Eukaryota; Metazoa; Echinodermata; Echinoidea; Temnopleuroida; Toxopneustidae
Exons: 7
Coding region: 154-1701 (515 amino acids)
Source: RefSeq, a predicted model, not a curated record
UGCGUUUGCGUGACAGUGUCAUCUGCUUUGUGCGACUCUUUUCUGCUGGCACUUUAGCUAUCAGAGCCCGGAUUCAGGCGUUCAAAGUAAGAUGUGUGUGAAGAUCAGUCGUCUUUAUUCUCUCAUUAUUUUACUAAUCCAGCAAAAGACACCAUGCAUCGACUCUUAAUAUUGACCGCCUUUGUUUUGUUGCUGUUCAUAUUUGCUUCAGCUAAAGCUGGCAGUUUAGAUGACAAUGACGAGUGUCCUCCAGUCGUUCGAUUUGGGAAGGAACUGAAGCAAACGCAUACUUAUCGCAGAGAUACCAAACGCUCUUACGGAAAGCCUGGCACUGAGUCUAGCCAUGAAGUGAAAAAGAAGUCUUGUGAGAUAUCUGAUAAGGAUUGGGAUCCCUGCACUGGUACUGUGGCCAAGGAGAGCUGUGGAUUGCAUGGGGUCUGCACGAAUGGGACGCUCAGCGGUUAUGAUUGCCUGUGCGAAUGUGAUCACCAAGGUACACACUGUUCUUCAAUAAUACUGGAUCUACCAAGGCUAGGAUCUCCACUGGGGAUGACUGAUGGCCGGAUAAGUGCUGCUCAAAUACGGCUGUUGUCUCAGAAAAGGUGCAUCGAGGUUGCUAACCCUGGCCUUGUGUGUGAAGAUAUCAUGCGUUUCCAUACCAGGAUGAAGUAUUUCAUUUCCAGUUUCGCGCGAAGCAACAUCUUCGCGGAGGUUGAUUUGAAAUGCCCGCAUAGAAUCACGGCGAUUGAUUCCAUAUUGGUCAAGGGGAAACUGCCGCAUUUCCGUUUGUCCUUUAGUGACGUCACUGGGGAACAAUUCUAUGACGCUAUGGACGCAUGUACCAAUAAAACUAAGGUAUUUGUUGCAGGUAAAUAUGGCCUAUUAGCGCCGGCUAUUACGAGGAUCGUCAGGAUUUUGAUACCAGAUUCGCAUAUCAGUCAAUUCAUCUCACUGGCAGUUGAAUUCUAUGGGUCGAUUGAAGUCGCAGGUCCAGUGGAAAUUUCAACUCCAAUGAAGGAAAUCAAUGGUCCCGCCAUCAUGCUUUACCCGCCACUACUGUCCAGUUACAUCGUAAUAAAUUUCACCCUCCAAACUAAUGGUGUGGCUAGCUUCAUCGCCUGUGACCAUCCAAAAGGAAGCGAAGUGUAUAUCGCAUCAGGCCGCUGCCGUGUCCUGGUCAUUGAUACGAACUGCAAAAACAUGGUAAGAGUAGGUUUCAAAGGAACAGCUAACGGAACUGAUGAAGUGAUAAGACCAGGUGAAAGCAAAUACGUGCUAGCGUGGGAGCAGGAUAUCAUCAGGGAGGAGCGACCGCUGAGGGCGCUGGUCACCCUGACAGAGCUACCCAAUGACACAGAAAUGAUCACGUUUCAACCACAUGGUCAGGCUGCUCGGUCACUGAUCUUCUCGUGGCGCGGGACUUCUGGCGGAGGAAGAUUGUUGUCUGUUGGUGUAUCAAAUACUGUUGACGGACGAUUCGAUGAUUGUGAUUUAGGUGGUGGUGACGACGACGGAGGUGACACUGAUGGCAAAGAUGGUGGCGGUUGUCGUGGUGACGGUGGCAGUGUUGGCGGCGAUGAUGGUGAUGGGGAUUGUGGUAUUGGCAAUGAUGAUACUGUUGCCAGUGGUAGUAAUGAUGAACAUUCACUUUCCACACACUGGACCUUUUUCUCACCACAAUUCUGUGUCCCAUUCAACUAAAACGAACGCAGUGAUUACACUGUCACGUGGUGGCAGCAUUCAUGAUUUCUUAGCAAUCAGGUAGACAAUCACCAUCACUUGUUAUGAAUUCUAGUUGUAACUUGAAUCAUAGUUUACUUCCGUC